ACCCAAAUAUAGCAACAAUAACCAAAAGAAAGAGAGAGAAAGAAAAGAGUUGUACUAAAGUGGUGGUGGUGAAUUAGUAAGAAAUGGCAGGGGUGAAGAUUGCAUGCUUGGCGGUGUUGUGCAUGGUGGUGGUGGUAGCACCGUAUGCGGAAGCGGUUACGUGCGGUCAGGUGCAGGGGAACCUGGCACAGUGCCUGGGGUACCUGAGGAAGGGAGGGGCGGUGCCAGGACCGUGCUGCAAUGGGGUUAGGGCCAUGAACUCGGCUGCUAAGACCCCUGCCGACCGCAAGCAAACUUGCGUAUGCUUGCAACAGGCUUCUAAAAGCAUUACUGGUAUUAAUCCCGAAGCCGCUGCUUCCCUCCCUGGCAAAUGCGGUGUUAACGUUCCUUACAAGAUCAGCCCCUCCACCGACUGCUCCAAGGUGCAUUGAGAUUGAUGGACCAUUGAUUUUCAGCUAGCACAGAUUUACCGCUGUUUUGAAUAAUAAUAAGAUGAAAGUGUGGAUUCCACCCAGAGUCCCCAUUUGUGUGUGUGUGUGUGUGAGAGAGAGAGAGAGAGAGAGAGUGUAUGUACUAUGUUGGUGGUGGUUGUUACUAUUGUAUUUGGUACUACUGUCAAGUCUUUCUAGUUGUAUUAUGUCAUCGAGUCGGUGGUGAUUGUACGUGAUAAAAUCAUCUUAUCUAAUCUAUAUAUCUAUCUAUUCUACUUUAGCUUUAUUA
Messenger RNA from Camellia sinensis, 720 nucleotides. RefSeq names its product non-specific lipid-transfer protein 1. The record is from RefSeq and is a predicted model, not a curated record. Gene Ontology annotation, biological process: lipid transport. Lineage: Eukaryota; Viridiplantae; Streptophyta; Magnoliopsida; Ericales; Theaceae. Gene Ontology annotation, molecular function: lipid binding.